Messenger RNA from Protobothrops mucrosquamatus (brown spotted pit viper), 806 nucleotides. Its product is annotated as small kinetochore-associated protein. The transcript is spliced from 8 exons. Gene Ontology annotation, biological process: mitotic sister chromatid segregation; spindle organization; regulation of attachment of spindle microtubules to kinetochore. Lineage: Eukaryota; Metazoa; Chordata; Lepidosauria; Squamata; Viperidae. The record is from RefSeq and is a predicted model, not a curated record. Bases 156 to 806 code for a protein of 216 amino acids. Gene Ontology annotation, cellular component: mitotic spindle; centriolar satellite; kinetochore.
AGGUCGAUUGGAAAACGCCCUUUACGAUUCAAAUGGCGGCGGGACGCUGUUGUAGAAGCAGCCUUUGGUAGCUACGCUGGGAGCUUCUCUGAGAGUCGUUUGUCACAGAGGUGCAGCUCUGUGAUUAUUCAAAGCAGCAAAGCCGUAACAAAGAGAUGGGCUCAAAGCCCCAGAAAGAUCCUGUUUUUACGUGUGGUGCAAACAAUCCUACCGCAUGUGUUGCCUUCAAAGACCCAAAUCAAAGACUCAUGAAGUCAGUGAAAAAAGUUGCACUGCCACCCCCUUCAAGGAAAGGAUUGCCAAUACCUACACGAUCUAGCCCUAUGAAUAGAUACAAACGGGAGACCGAACUCAGAAACAAAAACAAGUUCCUGGAGAAUGACAAGAGUGAAUUGAGUUUAAAAGUGGAAGAAAUGCAGAAUGAGAUGAAAGAGAUGAAGGAGCUAUGUGAUAGUCUUGAAAAAGAAAAUGAUAAGCUGAAAAAAUUUCAGGAAAGCUGCCUCUUGAUAUUAGAAGCCAGGAAUUGUGACCCAGUUACAGGUGAACAAAUUUUGGAGGAGGAAGAAAUGAACAAGAAGACACAAACUGAGAUAACGGUUUUAUCAGACAAACUUAAUGCUGAUCUUGAAUUGUUCAUCCAAAUGGCUAAAGAGGAAAAAGAAAAUCUUCAGAAUGCUCAGACCAGAUGGAAGCAGAUAGAGGAGGAGAGGACCCACUUCUUACAGGAACAACAGUCUUUUCAUGGAGAAAUGGAAGAGCUGGUUGCUGCCUUAAACCAGGAAGUUGACUUCUUAAACUCAUCAUAG